GUCUGCUAGAGGUUGCUCAUGGCAACCUCACGACUAACAUAAACCUCCCCUUUUCAGCUGCCCGAGUGGAUCACGCACAGAUCAUGUUUUGCUGAAGAAUGGCUUCAGAAUAGUCAAUGGUCUUCACAUUACCACUUCAUAAAUAUGAUCAUGCGUAGAAUCUCACAGACGAGUGACUGUUUUUAAAUGGAGAGAUAAUUUGAGCCUUGACCUCCUCAAUCAAUUAAAAAGCAACCAUUUCUAAUGUCUGAAAAUGAAGUUAAUUCAAUAUUUAUGAGCGCAAAUUGAAUUUGAGUUUAUUUCAAUGUGAUUCAAGAUUGAAUCAAAUUUUAAAGGUUUUCUGUAAAAAGGAGCAUUUUGUAAAACGCAAAUGUUUGGAUGAUCAUUUAUUUUACUUCGGUAAGCUUUUUAAAAACUGCAACAAUACCACAGGUUGGAUAUAUGACAAUAAUGCUGACUGUUUAAUUUACAGCUUACUACUUCUGAGAGAUAAACAGAAAAUAUGAAAUGGGUCGAAAGAGAUUGAAAAUGAACGGAGAUUGGCCUACUCCAUGGUGCUCACAGUUUGCUUCGUUUACUAAGGAAUUCAUCCCUACGUCCCUUAUCGUCAUCUUCCUCUUUAGCAGUUUCAUUAGUUGUGAUGCUCUCGACUGCUUCAAAUGUGUCUCUGUUGGUGGUGAUAAUAAAGCGUGUGAGGAUCCUUUUCACAACAACUAUACCAGUGACAUAUUAGAAGCUCCAUGCUGGGCAGGGAGGAAACAAAGAGAUGGUGUCUUUCCAGCAACCGCUUGUAUAAAACUUUCAGGUAUUUACGAGGACACUGGACAGAAAAUGGUGGUGAGAGGAUGUGCUUUGGACAGCGGUACAUUAACCAUCGACACAGAAAUAGUUCGAAUGAGUCACUGUGGAGGCUUUUAUUUUGAUGAUCGCUACGUCAGCGGAUGCCUUCAGAGUUGUUCCGAAGACGCAUGCAACACAGCCCAACAAUGGGCCUGGCCUUGGACAAUCUGGCUUUAUCUGCUUUGGACAAUAUGUGUUACAGACUUCCAUCACAACUAUUUAUCCAUUCUUUCCUUCGAAUAGGUUUCUCCCAUGACAUUUUCAUGAAAAGGACCAAAAUUUUACUGAAACUAUGGUGUGAGGAGAAAGGUCAUUCCAUUGGUAGAUCUUGAAACUGACUUUUAACUCAUUGAGCAUUAUCAUGGUGGUUCUUUUCCGUGAUACAUCAUGCAACAUGCUGGCUAGACAGCAUUAUAGGAUGUAAAAUGUGGAAACACUGCUUAUUUACGUAUGAAGCCGUUCUUCCAGUUAUAAAAACAAACGGAAAUCCGCUUACACUACUUUUUCUUCAAACUUCGUAAGAUUAAUCAAUAAUGAACAUUUUAAGGUGACUAGUUUUGUAAUAUUUACAUCGAUACUGUGGUGAGUAAAGAGAAUUGUAAAAUCUGGAUUGCCAACUUCGCAGUAUUCUUCUUAUAGGAAGAAGUUGAGACUUGCUAGGCACAGUGAGGGGCCUUCACAUUACUCUACAACUGAUACAAAUAUCGAUCAUGGAAUUAAGAUCGAAAAAAAAAAUAAUAAUAUUUUACAUUUUUGAUGCCUUUAGGAGGAAACUUUACAAAAGUAUGUUUCUUGAGACUUUCUCCGAAAAUUGCACAUUCUCUUCCAUAAAAUGUGAGGUUUAAGUAGUCAACUCGUGUAGCAUUACUUUCUUUCUUAAUAAAUUGUUCUU
Uloborus diversus is the source of this 1732-nucleotide messenger RNA. RefSeq lists its product as uncharacterized. NCBI's taxonomy places the organism in Eukaryota, Metazoa, Arthropoda, Arachnida, Araneae, Uloboridae. The record is from RefSeq and is a predicted model, not a curated record. The transcript has 4 exons. Gene Ontology annotation, biological process: regulation of synaptic transmission, cholinergic; sleep; positive regulation of voltage-gated potassium channel activity. Bases 508 to 1083 code for a protein of 191 amino acids.